Messenger RNA from Penicillium verrucosum, 1605 nucleotides. RefSeq lists its product as uncharacterized. NCBI's taxonomy places the organism in Eukaryota, Fungi, Ascomycota, Eurotiomycetes, Eurotiales, Aspergillaceae. Bases 1 to 1605 code for a protein of 534 amino acids. The transcript has 2 exons. The record is from RefSeq and is a predicted model, not a curated record.
AUGGGAAAUACCAUCUCUUACUCCACCACAAAUUGUGAAGUCGUCAUCUCUGACCGAGGACGUAUUAAGGGCCUACAGUUCGAUAACAAAUCACGUAGAUUUGCAGGCAUUCCUUAUGCGCAACCUCCCACUGGACACCUGAGAUGGCGGAAGCCCCAGCCUCUUCUCGACACCUACAAGUACUCAUCCGGCGGAGCUAGCCCAUAUGACGCCACAGCAUUUGGGCCCGUUUGCCCUCAACCAAAUUACUCGAAAGCAGUGAGCGAGCAUGCCCCCAAGCAUGUUUAUAAUGAGGACUGCCUUCGGUUGAAUAUUUGGGCUCCUGUCCCUGAUCCCAAAAAUCCAAAGGAAAAAUGGCCUGUCAUAAUCUGGUACCACGGUGGAUGGUUCCAGGUUGGGGAUCCCAGCCAGGAAGCCAGCAUGGACCCAACGGAGCUAAUUUCGACUGGCAAGCUUCAGGCUGUUUUUGUUGCAGUGGGGUACCGGCUGAACGUCUUUGGCUUUUUGGCUUGUCAUUCUCUCCUCGAGGAGUCCGAGGGAACAUCGACAGGCAACUACGGACUUUGGGAUCAGCGACUCGCUAUUGAUUGGGUCCAUAAGCACAUCGGGGCCUUCGGAGGGGAUUCUAGUAAUAUUCACCUGGCAGGGCGUAGCGCAGGUGCCUACUCAGUUCUCGCUCAGGCCCUGUAUGAUUUUCGCUCUGUUGGGAGUGAUCAUUUUCGAUCUAUGGCCAUGUACUCUAAUGCCAUUCCAACACAACCAAAAACGCCUCAGGAAUGUGAGGCCCAAUUUGAAGAGCUGAGCCGAUACUUUGGCGCUCCAUCGACAAUGAGCGGGGUCGAAAAGCUUCAAUUCCUACGCGGAAUAAGUGCCAGUGACCUUUGUGCCGGAAUCAUGAACCUUGAAAACCACACCUUUCGUCCCGUCACAGAUGAAUUGUUUAUUCAACCGGGAAUAUUCAACUACUACCAAAAUGGCUCCUUUGCGCGAGAGUUCAAGCGACGCAACCUGCGCAUCUUCAUUGGCGAGGUUCUCAAUGAAGAGACCCUAUACGCGGCCACAAAUGGCCCAGACGCGAAUCUGGCAGCUCUCCAGCAACAAAUCGCAAAUUACUACCCUCUUUCGACAACAAAACGCCUGCUUCAACAUUAUCAACUUCCAAAGUCAGACAACAAACAAGACUGGGCUGACCUGUUUGGAAAGAUCAUCUCCGAUGGUCAGGUCAGAGCUCCAUCGCGGUACCUAGUCAAGAUCCUUGCGGACAAUGGCGUUGACAUGGGGAAUAUCUGGCGCUACAUGAUCGCGUACCGACUAUCAUUCAUAACGGAGAAGAUUGCCCCAGCUUCCUUCGGUGUGACCCACGCUAUGGAUCGGCCUAUUUGGAACUAUUCAAUCACACAUGGCCCGACUCCCGAAGAACGCGAAAUGAUGUCAGACUGGAUACAUGAUCUCUGUGUCUUCAUCCAUGGUAAAAGCGGGUACUCUUACGGUACUUCUUCUCCGAAACAAUAUAAGGUCAUGACCGGGGAAGGGAAAAUUGCUAUUCAGGACGAUACGAAAUGGGACGAGCUAAUAGGGGUAAUGGACCUAUUCUCGGGGCUUUAG